Messenger RNA from Cylindrotheca closterium, 951 nucleotides. The record is from the annotation of a GenBank genome assembly. NCBI's taxonomy places the organism in Eukaryota, Bacillariophyta, Bacillariophyceae, Bacillariales, Bacillariaceae.
AUGUCAGGCAAUAAAGGAUUCAUGGACGACCAGCUGGCAGCAAUGCUUUUGCAGGAACAGAAAUUCUAUCGCUGUUCUGACUAUUUGGGAUCAUGCUCGUCUUCAACCGAACAUCCAGUUCCAAUAACUGUGUGCCCUUUGCAAAUUCUGAAUGAAAUGGCAAAUCUAGUGACUGACACUCAGCUUGUCCGAAUUGACUCAUCUUCCAAUUUUUCAAAAAGUGACAGCAAAUCUGAGGCAUCACCGACCACAGUUGUGCACGAUAUGUAUGAGUCUCCUCAUCACUCCAGACCACCACUAUCAAAACAACAGUCGCAACGAGACAAGUUUGAACUCUCACUGAUUGGCGCGUGGCGAAGUCAAAUGUUUGAUUGGAUUUGUCAGGUGGUCCGAUUCUCCCAGUUGAACAAGGGUGUUGUGGAAGUAUCAUUCAAUAUCUUGGAUCGGUUCUUGGUCAGCAAAGUACAGCACGACAACAUUUCUCGUGAAGAGUUUCGAUUAUACUGUUUGGCCUCGCUGCAUAUUGCCUUCAAGACGAGUGCCUCGGCAGGACGAUUGAGCAUGAAACAGUCACUGUCCAUGUCGGGAGGGUUCUAUCAAGUGGAAGAAAUCCAGGCCGCCGAGCUAGAGAUAUUGCAAAACCUACAGUGGCAUGUGAAUCCACCGACCAUAAUGGCCUUUUGUGAUCUCUACCUAAAACUUCACGAGACCCAGCUUUCCAAGAAAGUAUACAGCGCCUGUGAAUACAUGGCGGAAGUUGCUAUUGCCGAUGAGUUUUUCAUUUCCAAGCCUUGUUCGAGCAUUGCCUUGGCGAUUACUUUGUUGGUAACAAGGAAGGAAGGAAUCCGAUUCGCUUGGGCGCAAAAGCUGCUCCAAGAAUUGCGGGGACGAGUAUUUGUAGAAGGUGACGAGUUUGAAUCGAUCCUCCAGCAACUGGAGUGUCUAAUUUGA